Molecule: messenger RNA, 921 nt
Organism: Peronospora farinosa
Lineage: Eukaryota; Oomycota; Peronosporomycetes; Peronosporales; Peronosporaceae
Source: the annotation of a GenBank genome assembly
AUGUAUCAAUGGACGUGGUUGCUUGGUGUUGGACUCACGGUUGCGGCUGUCUCCGUAUGCAUCGCUUUAGAUGUCAGCCUUAGCAUGACUAUCGCGACUGCUUGUGUAGCCCUGUACCUCCCCUCGUACUUGGACGGGGCGGAAUACACAGGGGAGCGCUACUGGCCAUGGUUCGCCACAAUCAACGGACGUGGCAUGGCACACAUUCCAGGAACGCUAGAAUUUGAAGAACCCAUUGAUGGUACCAAGCAGCACAUUUUCUGCUCACACCCGCAUGGACUAUUGUCCGUCCACCAUGGGCUUCUCGUGUCGGGCCAGACUUCUCCGCCAUUUUAUGAGACGGUACCACAUUCCUCUAGACGUCAUUUGGCCGCGUCCGUCUGCUUCCGUCUGCCAGUUUUCCGUGAAUAUCUACUGUGGUCCGGUUGUGUCGACGCACGUCGCAGUGUGGCGGAAAAGAUGCUCAGGAAUGGUAAGAGUCUGGUGAUCUUAGUGGGAGGAAUUGCAGAGCAGAUGCUGUCGCAGCGAGGAGAUCAUACGAUUUACGUUAAGAAGCGCAAAGGGCAUAUCCGUCUAGCGCUCAAGUAUGGUGUUCCCAUCGUACCUGGUUACGCCUUCGGAGAGACCGAUCUCUUCACUCACUCGAGGGUGUUGCUGUCACUCCGUCAAAUGAUAGCGAAGAAGUUAUCGGUGGCGUUGCCACUUGGUUUCGGGUACUCGAAGCUGUUCUUUUGGUUGCCUCACAAAGGGGUGACUGUCAACCAGGUUUAUGCCAAGCCCAUUCCAGUGGAAAAGAAGGUUGAUCCGAGCGCUGAAGAAGUGGAAAAACUGCAUGAUCAGUACGAGCGAGAGCUUGUCCGCCUUUUUGACAAGUACAAAAAGAAGUACGGCUACGAGAAGUGUACGCUGCACGUGUGCUAG